AUGUCCAAGGACCGUGGCAGCCUCUGCCUUCAGGUCCGGGACCAAGCCAUUGAAGCCAAAGUUCUAUUUACAGACCCGGAUUCUGUCGACAACGAUGCCACAAAUAGACGGGAUGUCAUUGGCGUCCUGGAUCUGCCAUUAGAGGUUCUGCGUGAGAUAAUACAUCAACUGCACGCGGCGAUUCGCGGCCCAUCGCGGCAGUAUUCUCGCCUGCGCACAUCCAUCCUAGGCGAAUAUCGGCUCGUGUGCAAGGCAUUCAACGCCGCUGUCGAGCCCAUCCAAUUCGCUACCUUGAUUUUCGAUUUCCACCCAUGGCAGACUGAGAACCAGACCAGCACUGCGAGGCAUCUGAAGCUUAUAGCCGAAGGAGAAAGUCCGGCUUCUUAUUCCACGCAGAGCCUUCAGAUUAGCUGUUUAGAUCCUUAUUGGAAGGGCCCACUGGGAGCGCUGAAUGGAUAUACGGGAAACUGGAACAGAGAUUUGAACGCCACAGAUGGUUCGAAGGGAGCCGAUCAGGUAUCCCAAAUGGUCAACAAGUAUCUGGUCAAGGCUAUAGCUUCUCUAGAAAUUUUGAGACGCGUCGACUGGUAUAUCCCAAAGGACAAUCGAUAUGCAAGUUCUGUCAUUGACGCCCUGAGCAACCUCCAAGGAUUAGAAGAACUUCGACUCACAUUCUCAGACGGCCCCUUUUCCGAAGAUGUCUUCCAGCUCAGAAAAAUCACGCGUCUCCGGAAGUUAAGCGUAUACCUUCCUCGUCUCAACGACCACACAGAUUACAUGAAAUUCGCCUCCGUUUGCAAUGAAGUCAUCCUCGCAAAUCCUUCACUCGACCGGCUGACUAUCGUCGGGCCCCUGGACCAGCUGGUCUCGAUGUCCUUCCACGACUUUUUGGGGCGCUUCGACGAGGUCAAUACUCUCAAAUUAUUGCACCUUCGCCUUCAGAACAUCAUGUUAGAAUUGGAUGCUAUCAUUCUUCCUCAACUUAGCUCACUGACCUCACUCGACCUGCGCAAUUCGCGUCGCAGCUUAGACGCCGAGGCAUGGGAUUUAUUCCUGUCCGCAGGGAUUCGACUGACGUCUCUGUCGAUCGACAUCUUCACGCGCCCGCUCCUCGACUACCUUAGCUCGUUCUCUGGGCUUAGACGACUGACGAUCCAGGACAGGCACAGGAUACCCGCCUGCGACGAUGCGGACUACCUAUUCCUGACGGUCAUUCCGCUCCAUAAGGAAUCCUUGAAGGAGUUAUACCUUUUCUGCACGUUCCCAUGUGACCUCUCUCUUGACUGGCUGAAGGGCAACCCGUUAGCCAUUUGUCCGAACCUCACCCACUUUGGCGUUUCUUUGCCAUCAGACACCAUUGAAGUUGCGCUCGAGGAUUUGAGGGUGAUCAUUUCAGCUCCACGCAAGGAGCGCCUGCACAUGCUGUACAUUUGCCGCUCGCAAUUGUCGAUUGGUUUCCUGUGCGGGGCAGGCGUCGGCCGAUACGCAAUGCAAGUUCAGCAGGCCACACAAACGAUCGUUUCGAAGUGGGAGAUUGACGACCCUCAGCUCUAUCCGUCACAUAUUUGUAUCAAUGGACGGGAGGUGUACCAUAUUGUUCGGGACGAGGUGCAUGCAGGAAAGUACAGGUAUAAGCAGCAUCCGAACCAGCGGAAGUUUGUUAUACUGUAA
Messenger RNA from Cyclocybe aegerita, 1671 nucleotides. Lineage: Eukaryota; Fungi; Basidiomycota; Agaricomycetes; Agaricales; Hemipholiotaceae. The record is from the annotation of a GenBank genome assembly.